GGACAUCACAGCCUUUGCCAAGCAGGUCCUCUUCGAAAGGCCCCUCUUCUCCUCCAACCCAGAGCUGGACAACCUGAUGAUCCAGGCCAUCCAGGUGCUCAGGUUCCACCUGCUGGAGCUGGAGAAGGUCCACGACCUGUGCGACAACUUCUGUCACCGCUACAUCACCUGCCUCAAGGGAAAGAUGCCCAUCGACCUGGUCAUCGAGGAUCGAGAUGGCGGCUGCAGGGAGGAUCUCGAGGACUACUCGGCCUCCUGCCCCAGCCUCCCAGACCAGAAUAAUACAUGGAUUAGAGACCACGAGGACAGCGGGUCUGUACGUUUGGGGACCCCAGGUCCAUCCAGUGUGGGCCUGGCCUCCCACAGUGGGGACAACUCCAGUGACCAAGGAGAUGGACUGGACACAAGCGUGGCCUCUCCAAGCUCUGGGGGAGAGGAUGAGGAGUUGGACCAGGAGCGGCGGCGGAACAAGAAGAGGGGGAUCUUCCCCAAGGUGGCCACCAACAUCAUGAGAGCCUGGCUGUUCCAACACCUCUCGCACCCGUACCCCUCGGAGGAGCAGAAGAAACAGCUGGCGCAGGACACGGGGCUCACCAUCCUGCAAGUCAACAACUGGUUCAUUAACGCCCGGAGACGCAUCGUGCAGCCGAUGAUCGAUCAAUCCAACCGCACAGGAUCAGUGGGGAUGAGUUUGAACUUAGAAGGAGAGUGGCAUUACCUGUAGAGGCUGGAUUCGGAAAUGUGAGUGUCCAAGGCCCAAGGGUUGCACAAUUCGCAAACGUUCAGAAGACAUCCAGACUCCAGCAGUGGGUCUCCCCAGAGCAGGGUCAGCCUGGGCCCCUGAACUGAGAGUUCUCCGAGGCUUGGUGGAAAGAGGAUUCAUCCGUUUCACUCACUCACUCACCCAUCCAAAAAUUUAUCCAUCCGUCAAUCCUUCAUCCACUCCCUCCAUUUAUCUAUCUACCCACCUACUUACUCAUCUAUCCACCUCCACGCUGACCCACCACCCACACGUCCACCCACUUAUCCAUGCCUUCACUCACCUACCCACCUACCUACACAUGCAUCCACCUACCCACCCAUCCACCCACUGGUCCUCCAUCCACCCACCACCCAUCAUCCUUCAAAACAUAUGUCUUCCACCCAUCCACCGACCUCCACACUGAUCCAUUCACCGACCCACACAUCAAUUUACCCACCCACCUACUCACCUGCACAUCUCAUUCAUCCAUGCAUUCACACACCUACUUAGCCUCCCACCCACUCAUACAUACAUCUCCC
Messenger RNA from Galeopterus variegatus (Sunda flying lemur), 1281 nucleotides. It is a transcript of the gene MEIS3, whose product is annotated as Meis homeobox 3. The record is from RefSeq and is a predicted model, not a curated record. Gene Ontology annotation, biological process: positive regulation of cell population proliferation; animal organ morphogenesis; eye development. NCBI's taxonomy places the organism in Eukaryota, Metazoa, Chordata, Mammalia, Dermoptera, Cynocephalidae. Gene Ontology annotation, molecular function: DNA-binding transcription activator activity, RNA polymerase II-specific; RNA polymerase II cis-regulatory region sequence-specific DNA binding. Bases 77 to 724 code for a protein of 215 amino acids. The transcript is spliced from 9 exons.